AAGCACCUGCUUCCUUCUCCCACGGACCUGAGCACCUCUCUCUCUUCUCUUUGCCGACUCACUCGCUCACUCACUCACCUCCCUCCUCGGCACCAUGACCACCUGCAGCCGCCAGUUCAACUCCGCCAGCUCCAUGAAGGGCUCCUGCGGCAUUGGGGGUGGCUCCAGCCGCAUGUCCUCCGUCCUGGGCGGAGGGUCCUGCCGGGCCUCCAAUGCCUUCGGGGGCAUGUCCUCCUCCCGCUACUCCAUUGGGGGAGGGAUGGGAGGUGGCUUCAGCAGAAGCAGCAGCUAUGGUGGAGCCCAGGGUUGUGGCUUCGGAGGACAGGAUGGUAGCCUUGGCUUCUUUGGUGGUCUCUUCGGUGGUGGUAGUGGUGGCUCUGGUUACUUCAGUGGUCCUAAUGGUCCCUAUGGUCUUGGCUUUGGUAGUAGCCUUGGCAGUGGGGAUGGACUCCUGGUGGGUAGUGAGAAGGUGACCAUGCAGAACCUCAACGACCGCCUGGCCUCCUACCUGGACAAGGUGCGCGCCCUAGAGGAGGCCAACGCCGACCUGGAGGUCAAGAUCCGUGACUGGUACCAGAGGCAGCGGCCCAGCGAAGUCAAGGACUACAGCCCCUACUUCAAGACCAUCGAGGACCUCAGGAACAAGAUCCUCACGGCCACCGUGGACAAUGCCAAUGUCCUCCUGCAGAUUGACAAUGCCCGCCUGGCUGCGGAUGACUUCCGCACCAAGUACGAGACGGAGCUGAAUCUGCGUAUGAGCGUGGAGGCCGACACUAACGGUCUGCGCCGGGUGCUGGACGAGCUGACCCUGGCCAGGGCCGACCUGGAGAUGCAGAUCGAGAGCCUGAAGGAGGAGCUGGCCUACCUGCGGAAGAACCACGAGGAGGAGAUGAACUCCAUGCGAGGCCAGGUGGGCGGGGAUGUCAACGUGGAGAUGGACGCCGCCCCCGGCGUGGACCUGAGCCGCAUCCUGAACGAGAUGCGCGACCAGUACGAGAAGAUCGCGGAGAAGAACCGCAAGGAAGCCGAGGAGUGGUUCUUCACCAAGGUGGGUGAACGUCCAGGGUGAUUGGCCACCAACAGCGAGCUGGUGCAGAGCAGCAAGAGCGAGAUCUCCGAGCUCCGCCGCACCGUGCAGAAUGCAGCUGUCCAGAUCCAGGAGAUGAUCGGCAGCGUGGAGGAGCAGCUGGCCCAGCUGCGCUGUGAGAUGGAGCAGCAGAACCAGGAGUACAAGAUCCUGCUGGACGUGAAGACCCGGCUGGAGCAGGAGAUCGCCACCUACCGCCGCCUGCUGGAGGGAGAGGACGCCCACCUCUCCUCCUCCCAGUUCUCCUCUGGCUCUCAUUCAUCCAGAGAUGUGUCCUCCUCCAGUCGCCAGAUCCGCACCAAGGUCGUGGACGUGCACGAUGGCAAGGUGGUGUCCACCCACGAGCAGGUCCUUCGCACCAAGAACUAAGGCUGCUCAGCAUUGCUCAGGCCUAGGAAGCACGCCCCCCGCCCUCCCCUGCUGUGUGGACACAGAUCUGACUGGGGGAUCCCCUCUCCUGAAACACCACUCCCCACACAUAAGCACUUCACACCUGAGCCCUGCCUCACCCUUGCCCCUUCCUGGCAUUCAAUAAAGCUUUGUUAUCUGAGUUGCACAA
Molecule: messenger RNA, 1646 nt
Organism: Myotis davidii
Lineage: Eukaryota; Metazoa; Chordata; Mammalia; Chiroptera; Vespertilionidae
Product: keratin, type I cytoskeletal 14-like
Cellular component (GO): keratin filament
Molecular function (GO): structural molecule activity
Source: RefSeq, a predicted model, not a curated record